GAAUCGUUUGGAAAAGAACGGAACGUUGAUAACUAUUUUUUUUAACAGCAGUGAAGUGAAGUCCACUGUGUUUUCAACGAGACGUGGAGGCACUAUUAUUCCUUUUCUUCUUCUUCAUCAUCAUCUUCAUCUUGUUAUUUUUGCUAACAUUAGACUUUUUAUUGGAUCUUAAGCAGUGUUUUCUGACCGUCCUUUCUUGAUGUUUUGCUCAGGACUGAAAGCGAAUACAGAGAAAAGCUUGAACCCGUCAUUUGUUUUUGUUCUAACACGCCUAUACACCCUGCGACAUGCAAAGAGUUACGACGAAUUUGUGUUUAAAAGUGUCGUAAACGAAUUGAAACACCCGGAAACGUCGACAAACGUGACCAAGUUUUGAGAAACUUCUUCAUUCUACAGAGAAGAAGAAGAAGAAGGAGAAGAAGAGACGACGAAGAAGAACUGAUCCACAUUCUAUGAUUUAGAGCAGACGAAGUGGACUAGGAAAAGCUACAAUUCUGAUUCAAUGGGUUCCAAAAGCAGAGAGAAACUGCAGGAGCAGCUGGGCGAGUACAUCUUCGAUACUGUCAAAUACAUUGAAACAGUAAAGGAGUUUUGUGACGGAGAAUCAAAAUGGACCUUACAGAGAGAGUCCGAGCUCGAUAUGAUGAGAGACAUCAAAGUCCGGGCCGAUCAGAUCACUCUGAAGUUUGACCAUGUUCAGAAGGCUGAGGACAAGGCCAAAGCUUUUCGAGAGUACAUGUGGAGUGGCCUGACUCAGGUUACAGCAGAUUCCAGAAGGCAGAAGCUGGAGAAGGAGCUAGGAGAAGUUUUGAAGAAGACUUUAGAAGGACUGGAGAAACUCCAACACUUCCUGGAUGCAGUGGAGAAGCUAGCCGUCACCUCACUGUUUGUGUUCAUGGAUGAGAGCUUCAUGCCAAAGGGUGUGAGCUCCAUGUCCGUACGUUCAGUGAUCUCUGCAGCCAGAAUCGUGUCUCCACUCCUCGUCCACUUCAAGAGAGAUGCAGGAGCGUUCUUUCUGCCGAUCCUCAGGAAUGUGGAUGUCCUGGCCAUCCAGCUGGACAAAUACAUCUGUAUCACUCAGCAGAUCUGUGAGAAGAUGGAGAAAAAGUCCAAGAGCAUUUCAUGUUAUGGUGAUAUUCAUAAAUGUAAAAAUGGAAAAUCUUCACACACAACGUUUUAUUUGAACAUGAGUGAGGAGUCUGUGCAAAAACUGUAUGACCAUUUACUCCAGCUAACCAAAAUCAGGAUGGAUGAGUCAUUCAGGCUGACUUUCCUAUUCGAUGUAAAGGCACAGGACUUCAUCUUUAUAUUCAGUGAGCGCCACUGUAGAAUGCUUGAGUUUCUGGAUGAUUUAGAGAAGGCUGCAGUUGAGCUGGACAAGAUGAAGAAGGGCUCCAACAUUUCCACUGUGGCUGGAAGUUCAGUCGGUAUUGCAGGAGGUGUUUUGUCCAUCGUAGGUUUAGCUCUCGCUCCCGUCACUGCAGGCGUAUCUUUGGCCCUCACGCUAACAGGUGUUGGUCUCGGAGUCACCAGCGGCGUCAACAGCCUCGUUACAGUCUUCACUGAAAUUGCAGUGAACAGUCAUCAUGGGAAAAAUGCCGACAACAUCUUCAUCAGGUUUAUGGAAGAUGUGCAGAAGAUCCAAGGUUAUAUGGGAGAAGUUGCCAGAGUUGAGGGUCCUAUAGCAAGUGUACAUGGAGUUACCGCAGCUGUUGAAGUUGGGAAACUGGCCGCUCGUGCUGGAGCAGUAGGCAAAAGUAUUGAUGCUAUAGUGGAUGGAGUUUCAGCUGUAAAAGUUCUCAGUAGUGAGGAGGUGAUUGCAAAGGCAGUUAAUAUGGGGCUUCAGGAAGCUAAUGCAGGUCGGAGCAUCCCAAAACUGGCUGCAGAUCUUCCUGACAUUGGGCAGCUGGCUAAAGGAACUCCUCUGGCCAUUUCAAAGUCAGCCAGGGCAGGGUUCAUCGGCUUAAAUGCCUUAUUUAUUGGUCUGGAUGUUCUGUUUAUCUGCAAAGACAGUAUCAGUCUGUCCAAAGGAAGCAAAAAUGAAGUGGCUCAGCUCAUUCGCUCCAGGUCAGCUUUGUGGAGCUCAGAGGUGAAGGCGUGGGAGAAUAUCCAUGACCAGCUGUGUGAAGCAAUGUCAAGCUUUUACAACAAUCGGGAAAUUCUAGAGCAACCGUUCCGUCCUUAACAUCCUUAACAUCACCUUGAACUCAAACAAGAUGGUUUGGUAAAAUGUUGUUAAAACUCCUGUUUGAUAGCUGAUUUUGAGUAUUUUGGUUUGGGUGUCAGGGUCAAGAUUGUAACAGUGCACACAAACAUAGACACAAUACAGAGAGUUUCUGUCUAAAACUCAUUCUGGGGUGGGGCUAAGUGUGUGAUGUCACUAAAUAUAUGGCACAGCUUUGGAUCAUGUCUGGGAUUUGUUUAUUUCCAUUGUUGUCAUGUUCAAAUUUCAUUUUGUUAAACAGGUAAUCAAUGUAACUGUAUAAAUAAUGACUAUUUCAAUAAUUAACAUGCAGAUGACAAUCACAAAGUGUUGAUUAAUACUCCAAAAUUCCUGAAAAAAAACCUGAAAUGACUUUUUACAUCUCUUCUAUUUCUACACAAAAUUUCUGUGCUACUGUAAAUGUUUUUUCUAUUUCUAAGCAGUGCUGUAUAAACUUUAUAAACAAAAUUAAGUAAUCAAACAGGAAACAUGUUGUGGUUAGGCUGGUAAAGAAGACUAUUCAGUCACAUAUAUGUGCAUUUUGCUUGCGUUUUCUUAACUCUUUGUUGACUGUAAAUCUCUUGUAUGAUUAAACCACUGUGUACACAGUCAAAUAAAUGUUGUCAUUACAAAAGA
Ictalurus punctatus (channel catfish) is the source of this 2839-nucleotide messenger RNA. RefSeq lists its product as uncharacterized. Lineage: Eukaryota; Metazoa; Chordata; Actinopteri; Siluriformes; Ictaluridae. Gene Ontology annotation, biological process: lipoprotein metabolic process; lipid transport. The record is from RefSeq and is a predicted model, not a curated record. The coding region runs from base 503 to 2185 and encodes 560 amino acids. Gene Ontology annotation, molecular function: lipid binding. Gene Ontology annotation, cellular component: membrane; extracellular region. The transcript has 5 exons.